GGACCGGGACAGGAGAGCGAACGGACGGCUCUGCUGCGUGAAGUAAACGCACAUCCAAGGCUUUAUUUUCUCGUCCCGAACCCCCUUUCUUUCUCGGGUUUCCCUACUGCUGAGAUGAGAUAAUCAACAGAGGAUCUGCUGUUCACGAAGUUUUGAAGUUGUUGGAAAGAGUUUAGUCAGACGGGAGAAGAAGAAGAUGCUGGGGUUAAAGGUCAUCUUGCUCUGUCUCCUCUUUGGAGCCCUGACUCACAGCCAGACAACAGAGUGUACCAAGAAGAAUGAAUGUCCCAUAGACGUGUACUUCACCAUAGACACAUCUGAGACCAUCGCCUUGCAGGAGCCUCCCCCUGGAUCGCUGGUGGAGAGCAUCAAGCAAUUCACUGAGAAGUUUGUUCAACGUUUAGAAGAUGCUGAAUUAAGAGGUGCUGUGAAAAUAAACUGGAACAUCGGUGGACUGCACUUCUCCCAAAAGCAGCAGGUGUUCAGUCGCAUUGGACCCAAGGCCGAUUUUAUCACGGGUCUAAGAGCAAUCCAAUACCUGGGGAAAGGCACCUACAUCGACUGCGCCCUUAGCAACAUGACCCAGGAAAUAUUGCGCUCACCCUCAUAUCCCAGAGCCCUUCGAUUUGCCGUGGUCAUCACCGAUGGCCAUGUGACUGGAAACCCAUGCGGGGGCAUCAAGGUGGCAGCAGAGAGGGCUCGCGAUGAGGGCAUCCGGAUAUUUGUUGUAGCAGCAUCAAAGAAUGUUGAGGAGACAGGUCUGAGGGAGAUCGCCAACUCUCCAGCAACGGUUUACAGGAGGGACUUCAUGGCUGUGGAUCUGAGCCAGGGCAGAGCCGUCAUACAAGAGGGAACAAUUGACCGCAUCAUUAAGACAAUGCAACAUUUGGCGUAUGUAGAGUGCUACAAAGUGUCCUGUCUGGAGACAGAAGGGCCUCCUGGUCCAAAAGGCCACAGAGGACAAAAAGGAGCGAAAGGUGACAACGGUGAGCCAGGUCUGAAAGGAGAAAGAGGUCGCCCAGGAGACCCUGGUAUUGAGGGUCCCAUCGGUCAGCCCGGUAUCAAAGGAGAACCGGGUCUUAAGGGUGAGAAGGGAGAGAUGGGAGCUCAGGGGAAGAAGGGUGUGGCCGGCCUCCCAGGACGCAAUGGAACUGAUGGACAGAAGGGUAAAAUUGGACGGAUCGGUGCUCCUGGCUGCAAAGGAGACCCAGGAGACAGAGGUCCUGAUGGCUACCCCGGAGAUGUUGGUGAACGUGGUAUUCCAGGAACUGAUGGAGAGAAGGGAGAUCCUGGGCGCCCUGGUAGACCUGGUCCUCCUGGCCCGCGUGGAGAUUCUGGACCAAAGGGAGAGAGGGGAAGUCCUGGAUCACCUGGCGUCCCUGGACUGAAAGGAAACCCAGGAACCCCUGGACUUCCAGGAAACAGGGGAGAGCCGGGGAGAAGAGGGGAUUAUGGGACAAAGGGUGCUCAAGGGCCAGAUGGAAUUAAGGGAGAAAAGGGUGAAAUGGGGCCAGAGGGCGUGAGAGGGCUUCCCGGUGAAGCUGGAACCAAAGGUUCAAAGGGAGACAAUGGUCUACCAGGCCCCAGAGGAUCACCAGGGGCACCAGGAGAGCCCGGGAGAAAUGGCACCAGAGGUGACCCUGGUGAUGCUGGGCCAAGAGGAGAGCCCGGACAGCUUGGACCAAAGGGAGACGCUGGAAGACCUGGCUUUACCUAUCCUGGACCAAGAGGGCCAUCGGGUGACAGAGGAGAGAAGGGUAAUCGUGGACCUCGUGGCAGCAGGGGUGACUGUGGUCAGAAAGGUGAAUCUGGAGAUAAAGGAGUUCCGGGAGAACCAGGCGAGCCAGGGCCUCAGGGAGAACCUGGUCUGAGAGGACCAAGGGGAGAGCUUGGGCGUGAUGGAGAUCCAGGCCCUGAGGGAGAUCCCGGCCUUACUGAAUGUGAUGUCAUGAACUACAUCAGGGAGACUUGUGGCUGCUGUGACUGUGAGAAACGCUGCGGACCCUUGGACAUUGUGUUUGUGAUUGACAGCUCAGAGUCAGUGGGUCUCACCAACUUCACCCUGGAGAAGAACUUUGUCAUCAACACCAUCAACAGACUCGGAUCUCUUGCCAAAGAUCCCCAAUCAGAGACAGGCACAAGAGUGGGUGUUGUUCAGUACAGUCACAGUGGAACGUUCCAGGCCAUACGCCUCGAUGACCCAAAGAUCGACUCGCUGUCUGCUUUCAAGGAUGCAGUGAAGCGUUUGGAGUGGAUUGCUGGAGGAACAUGGACUCCAUCUGCCCUGAAGUACGCCUAUGACAACCUGAUCAGGGACAGCCGCAGAGCCAAAGCCAACGUCACUGUAGUUGUCAUCACUGAUGGACGCUUCGACCCAAGAGAUGACGACUCGCUGCUCACCUACCUCUGCAGUGAUCCCAGUGUUGAUGUGAGUGCCAUCGGUAUCGGAGACAUGUUCGACCAGAUUGAGGAGAAUGAGAGUCUGAAGAGCAUCGCCUGUCAGAAAGAUGGCAGGGUGCUGGGCAUGAGGCGCUUUGCUGACCUGGUGGCCGAGGAGUUCAUCGACAAAAUUGAGACCGUGCUCUGCCCAGAUCCUAUCAUUGUAUGCCCUGAUCUCCCAUGUAAAUCAGAGCCUGCUGUGGCUAGCUGUGUUCGGCGGCCAGUGGAUGUGGUGUUCAUGUUGGAUGGUUCUGAGAGGAUGGGACUUGAGAACCAUCGUAAGGCUAAGGAGUUCAUCGAGAUGGUGGCUAGCCGACUCAACUUGGCCAACGGCCCGUCAGACGAGAGGAAUGCCCGCCUGGCUCUGGUGCAGUACGGCAGCCCUACAGAACAGAGGGUGGAGUUUGCUCUCACACACAAUAUCACAAUGAUCUCUGAUUCACUGGCAACCGUGACCUACAUGGACUCCUCGUCUGCUCUGGGCAGUGCCAUCAUCCAUGCUGUCAACAAUGUGGUGAUUUUACAGAGGGGAGAACGCAAGACUCGUCGCAAUGCUGAGGUGGCCUUUGUGUUCAUUACUGAUGGCAUCACAGCCAGCGAGCAGCUGGAUGAGGGUAUAACUGCCAUGAGACGAGCAGAGGGCGUUCCCACGGUGAUUGCCAUGGGAAGGGACACAGAUGAAGACGUGCUGCGCAAGGUGUCACUAGGGGAUAUGUCAGCCAUCUUUAGAGGAGAUGACUACAACAUACUGAGCACACCCUCGUUCUUAGACCGCUUUAUCCGCUGGAUAUGCUAGUGAGGAACUUUAACGCUCUACACCAUAGAAUUAGAGUCCGUAGAAUGAAAGAAGGAUGUUCCUUCAGUGUACACAUAAACAUGCAGAGGCAUCAACAAACCUCUGUGAUCAUUAUCAGUAUGAAUGAUGAAUGUAAGGCACUGAGAUAGCUACAUAUCGUGUUUGAAUUGGUGAAAAUGAAUUUACAAAAGCCAAAAGAAUCCACGAAGGUGCAGCACACACAGACACAAAAAACAUAGGCUUUCAAUAUCAUUUGUAAAUUGGUUGUUCUAUUUGUUCUAAAUCCAUGGUCAGCACCUCCAACCAAAGACACUCAUAAGUACCCCAGAGGAGAUGUGUAUGAUUACUGAAUGUGUACGAAACAAAUUCUAUGCUUCAUUUUGUUUUUAUUUUGUAUUAAUUUUCAGUUUACAGAAAUGAAGCUCCCUUUCUCUCUCUCUCUCUCUCUCUCUCUCUCUCUCUCUCUCUCUCUCUCUCUCUCUGUCUCUGUCUCUGUCUCUUUCUCUCCUCACAAAGUCACAUUAUUUACAUUAAAGGUGCUAAAAUAGAAAGGACAAAGCCAUUUGACUGGUUCAAAAAACUUUUUUACAUCAUGUUAUGUUGUAAUUACUGUAGUUUGUUCAGGGGAUAAAACAUGCAGACAUGUCUUCUCCAAGCAUCACACAUAAAUGCCCCACAUUCAACCACACAAGAAUCACACAUACACAACAUGAACAUGAAGUAUACUAUAGUUACUUACACAUCGACUGACAAACAUAAAAGAACCAAAUGUGUAAACAUGAAGUCCAAAUAAAGCCUAAUGUGGUCACCCCAA
Molecule: messenger RNA, 4049 nt
Organism: Toxotes jaculatrix (banded archerfish)
Lineage: Eukaryota; Metazoa; Chordata; Actinopteri; Toxotidae
Product: collagen alpha-2(VI) chain-like
Exons: 32
Coding region: 197-3235 (1012 amino acids)
Source: RefSeq, a predicted model, not a curated record